AUGCGCAAAGCGGGAGAAAACGAUGGGAAAGCUCAUGGCGGAAAUAUUGCAGUACCCAGGCCGAUUCUCAAGUCGGCUGAUUUCUCAAAUAAUUAUGAAGAAAAAGGCGAAGAAAAAGACAAUUCUAAGGCGGAAAAGAAAGAAGACGAGUCGGAAAGAGGAGGAUUUCUCCACAACGAACAGUUGAUUACGAUUUGUUUAGCAGCACUAGGAGUUACGUCAACGGGGCUUUUGAUGUGGAUCGCGAUUCAGCACUUGUACGGCAUUUAUACUGACUUCAAAAAGACAAUGGCUCCAGUUGGCUACCGUGAAUCAAGCUACGGCGAUGAGUUCGGCUGCCCAGAAGUUUGCUCAGUCAUGUCUGCUCGCAUGGCCGAUCGACCUCCAUCAUACGAGCAUUCGCAGCAACACUUUCAGAGGGAAAACUCAUGUCCGGCAGAUGAUAUUCCACCAACGCCUCUUCCUGCUACGAAUCCGCUUUCACCAAAUCCAGGUCCUUCAACAAGCGGCUGCGCACAUCACAGCAGACAACGCUCAACGGAAGAAAUGCUGCCGCCAUUACCGGACGAGGACGAUUCUGAAUGGGAAAUCAAUGAAAUUUGCCCAGACGAUGAUUUCGAAAGAUACUCAAACGCCUCCCAAGAAGAAUUUCGUGAACAAGAAAGAAGUCAUGAAUUCUUGCAAGACUUUGAAUCCGCGCCAGAGCUAGCAGAACUAGAAUUUAUUCAUCGACUUAUACGCGAGACAGGUGCUUCUCCAAAACGAGCGACAUCUUUCGCCCACUACGUCGACCGAAAAGUAGCUAACGAUGGCUCAAUAGUCCAAGUUAUCAAUGUCCAGAUCGAGCUCGACAAGUACUCAGCCACGGCUUCAAGUCCAAGGCAGGGCGUAGAAUUUGAUGAGUCCCUCGAUGAAGUCGCUGUUUUUAAAGUAAACAUGUAA
Messenger RNA from Oikopleura dioica, 942 nucleotides. The record is from the annotation of a GenBank genome assembly. NCBI's taxonomy places the organism in Eukaryota, Metazoa, Chordata, Appendicularia, Copelata, Oikopleuridae.